This is a messenger RNA of Phalaenopsis equestris, 1948 nucleotides long. RefSeq lists its product as uncharacterized. The coding region runs from base 366 to 1772 and encodes 468 amino acids. Gene Ontology annotation, biological process: carbohydrate metabolic process. NCBI's taxonomy places the organism in Eukaryota, Viridiplantae, Streptophyta, Magnoliopsida, Asparagales, Orchidaceae. Gene Ontology annotation, molecular function: hydrolase activity, hydrolyzing O-glycosyl compounds. The record is from RefSeq and is a predicted model, not a curated record. The transcript has 3 exons.
CCUACCAAUUACGACGAAUUCUCUUACUUCCCUUCCAAUGUUCCUGUAGAGAAAGCUAGCAUUCCAGAGGGAUCCCAGCGGCUCAUCAUACGAAAGCCGAAGUUUUUUUAACUCACAGGUCGAUUGUCGAAUCACCAAACCCUACCUAAUAGAGACGUAUAAGCUGACAGAAAAAAAAAUUUUUUUUAAAGGAGGAUUUUGGCAAGUUUUCUGUGAUAAAUGUUACUUAAAACACUUGUGUCUGGCGGUAAGAAGAGAUCAGAGAUUACUGAGCGAGAAGGAGAGAGCUGCGAUUGAAUUGUUCUCAUGAAUGUUCUUAAAAUGGCGGAGACAGGAAGAUCAGCGCUUUUGCUGCCAGCAUUAUCAUGGAGGUAAGUAAAAGGGGGAGACUGAGGAUGAGGAUCAAACACAGGAAAUCAUCAGCUUUCCAUUGCAAUGCAGGAAGCAGAUGUUCCGUGUCAAUUGUUUUGUGGAGCCUUGUGGGAUGCAUCCUCAUCAUCCAUUUCGUCUCCCUACUCAAUCAGAAGAAUGAGGAUAACCGAGUUAGAUUGAAAAACCAUAACUUUACGCAAGAAUUAGAGGAAUAUGAGGACGAAGAAUUUCACAUGCCUGCUCCGCGUGGCAAGAGGAAUCCUCGUGCUUUCAAAAGGAAGGGACCGAGGAAGCAACAUUCUGUGAUCGAUGAGUUUCUCGAUGAGUCAUCUGAGUUGAGGCCUUAUUUCUUCCCUGAUCAAAAGUAUGCAAUUGGUCCGACGAGGGAGAUGAACGACAGCAAGCAUUUCUAUCCGGGGCGGCUGUGGUUGGACACCAAUGGAAAUCCUAUUCAAGCUCAUGGAGGAGGGAUUUUGUUUGAUGAGAGAUCGGCGACGUACUAUUGGUAUGGGGAGAACAAAGAUGGGCCAACCUACCAUGCUCAUUCUAAAGGAGCUGCGCGGGUUGACAUUAUUGGGGUUAGCUGCUACUCUUCUAAGGACUUAUGGACAUGGAAAAAUGAGGGUGUCGUCCUUCCCGGAGAUGAAUCCAACGCCACCCAUGAUCUUCACCGCUCGAAGGUGCUCGAGAGGCCCAAAGUCAUCUAUAAUGACAACACCGGCAACUACGUUAUGUGGAUGCACAUUGAUGACGCCAAUUACACAAAAGCUUCUGUCGGUGUCGCCGUGAGCGAUUCGCCAUUAGGCCCUUUUAAGUAUCUCCGCAGUAAACAACCUCAUAAUUGUGAUAGUCGCGACAUGACUAUCUUCAAAGAUGAUGAUAGGAAGGCAUACCUCGUCUACUCGUCGGAGGAGAACAGCGAACUCCAUGUCAGUCUGCUGACCGACGACUACCUGGACGUCACCGAUCAGAUGCAAAAGAUUCUCAUCGGUCAGCAUAGGGAGGCUCCGGCCAUAUUCAAACAUAAAGGAACAUACUAUAUGAUAACUUCAGGGUGCACGGGGUGGGCGCCGAACAGGGCAAUGGCGCAUGCGGCAGAGGCGAUGAUGGGGAUGUGGGAGACGAUUGGUAACCCUUGUGUCGGCGGGAACAAGAUAUUCGAACUGACCACUUUCUUUUCACAGAGCACUUUCAUCGUUCCGAUUUCGGGGCUGCCGGGGGUGUUCAUUUUCAUGGCGGAUCGGUGGAAUCCAUCGGAGCUGAGAGAUUCCAGGUAUGUUUGGUUGCCUCUGACAGUAGGUGGAGUGGUUGAUGAACCAUUAGAAUACAAUUUUGGGUUUCCAGUUUGGUCUAAGGUCUCCAUUUUCUGGCAUAGGAGAUGGAGACUUCCGAAUUGGUGAACUGCUUAACAUUGAGUGUACAAUGUUUUGUAGAUUUUUUUACAUAUUGUGUAUAGUGUAAUAAAUGUUUUUGUAGAUUUUAGUUCCAUUUUCAAUAUUCAAAAUGUUGAUUUAGGACUUUCGGAUAACUAAAGCAUGUACUCAAACUCAACAUAUAAUCAUUAGGUGUAUUGGUU